AUGUCUGCAAGACUACCAUAUUUUACUUCCCUCGGGAUGUUUAUUAUUGAUGAAAUAAAUUUCCCAGACUAUAAAAUGGAUGGAAUAUUAGGAGGUGGAGGAACGUUCGCAAUUUUAGGUUCUAGAAUUAUUUUAGGUUCUCGGGAUUCGGACCUGUGCUCUUGGUUUGUUGAUAUUGGAAACGACUGUCCUAGAGAAAUACUAAAAGAAUUAAGGAUUUUAAAUACAGGAGGUAUUUUUAGAUUUGACGAUACACGCAAAUGUACUAGAGGAUGGAAUGGAUACAAUCAAAAUCAAUUUAGAGAAUUUAAAUACUUAACCGAAAAGAAGAGAGUGACAAUGGCAGACUUAAAACAGUACCCCGUAAUGCUUCAAAGCAAAUCGUUCCAUUUUGUUUGUUCUCCGCGUCGAUGCAUUAGCCUCAUCGAAGAAUUACACGAAAUAUCUGAAGAUUUGGGCAUAGUCGUAUCAUCACCUGUUAUUGCGUGGGAACCAAUUCCUGAUUGCUGUAGUCCUAGAAAUCUGCAAGAAACAUUGGAUAUUUUGGGCAAUAUCGACAUUUUCACUCCUAAUGCUGCAGAAGCUGCAAUGUUUUAUGGAGAGGAUGAACCUGUGGAUAAACCAAAUUGUGAAAGGAUAGCCUCGAGUUUUCUUAAAUACAUGACUAAGCCCGAUAGCGGGAUUGUACUUAGAUGUGGUCCACUUGGCUGUGUUGUUGUGACCAAAAAUAAUCCAAAACCCAUGUGGUUUCCGGCUUAUCAUAAGGGUGAAGCUAAGAUCAUUGACCCAACUGGUUGUGGAAAUACUUUUGUUGGGGCUUUUGCAACUGAGUUUGUUAAAAGUAGAAAGAACUUCAAGUUGGCAGCAGUGAAGGCAACUAUAGCUGCUGGACUCUGUCUUGAACAACAUGGAUUGCCCAAACUAACCGUUGGUGACAAUGGCGAAGACCUCUGGAAUGGGGAAGCAUUCGAUACUAUGCUGAAGAAAUACUACAUUGAGAAUCCCAAUCUUGCAUAA
This is a messenger RNA of Pichia kudriavzevii, 1017 nucleotides long. RefSeq lists its product as uncharacterized. Bases 1 to 1017 code for a protein of 338 amino acids. Lineage: Eukaryota; Fungi; Ascomycota; Pichiomycetes; Pichiales; Pichiaceae. The record is from RefSeq and is a predicted model, not a curated record. The transcript has a single exon.